This is a messenger RNA of Mustela erminea (ermine), 2078 nucleotides long. RefSeq lists its product as uncharacterized. The transcript has 3 exons. NCBI's taxonomy places the organism in Eukaryota, Metazoa, Chordata, Mammalia, Carnivora, Mustelidae. Bases 124 to 678 code for a protein of 184 amino acids. The record is from RefSeq and is a predicted model, not a curated record.
UUGCCGUGUGUGUUUUCUGUAUGUUAUUCCAUGCAGUUGGAACUGGAAAAAGCUUGGGAGUUCAGUUAGUCUAGCCCUGUCAUUUCAAUCAUGAAGAAACUGAGGCAGAAGUGGUUAGAAUAGAUGUCUGGAACUAGAACUCAAGUCUCCCGGUUUCCUAGCACUAGUUUUCCUAGUCUUUCUCUCUAUACCACACUUCUUCUGAGCUGUAGCAUUACAAGAAUAGUGAAAUACAGACUCCACGUUCUGUGUCUUGUAAGUGGCAGCCUGUUGUUGGUGCGAAGUGAUGAGUCCGUUGACGGGGAAAAUAAACAUUUCCCGAAGCUUCAGAAAGUGUGGCUUUGUGAUGACCGCCCGCUAACUGUUGUCCUUGGAAAUACAACAGAGCCCAGGCUGAGACUCCACCCUGGAUCUGGAACUCAAGAUGGAGACCAGACCCACACUGGGGUGUUCUGGGACCCAAACCCAGGCUCACUGUGGAACCUUAUGCUGUGGAGAAUCCUUAGAACCUCUCAAGACUUUCACCGAUCUGCAAUAGCACCAUCACUGAUAAAAGAGAGCAAAAUGGAGUCUCUCACGUCAAGCAGGGGCCUGAGUCAAGCAAUGAAGCAAGCAGUUAAAGGUACCGCAGCUGGGAGAUAUCGCCAGGACCCCCGUCAGCUGACACCCCAGAACUGAAAACGAGCAGAACCAGAGCAGGUCUGCAGGGACCCGAGACCGAUUCGAUCCCUUUACAAAGGGGAGGGUUUUGGCAGCACAAUGUCAGAAAUUUCAGACCUGACCUCUCCACGUCUGACCACUUUAGAAAGGCAACUGCUGCUGAAGGCUCUGCCCGAGGGAUCUCCGACCAGAACCGAGAGCCUUGCCUGCUUGAAGGUAAGCAGCCCUAAGUGCCCAGAGCUGCCCCCGGACCCCCGAAGCCUCGCCUCAACCGCGCGCCCCUACACCGACUGCGCGUGGGGUUCGUCCACGUCCGGCACCCUUCUGUCGUCUUGUUUGCCGUGUGGCCUGUCUUCCGCCCUGCCCUGCGUGUGUGUGAGAAGCCAAGUUAAUCACAAGGGGAAUGUCUUGGAGUUUGGAGUCAGGAACCUGCUUCGGGAUUGUGAUUUAACUCGGCUUUCUGACUGAUACAGCUGACCUUGGGAAAGGACGCAGCUUGGCAGCGCGCUCGGGAACGCCUGCGCCCAGCGGCCCUCCCACAGGCCACUGAGGUUUCUCUCAAAGCACCUGGGCCCAUGCGAUUACGUCCACGUAUGCGCUCCCAUAAAUGACUUCACUCUGCCUUUUGUUAGGGGCUGUGACUGGUAAGCCUAGUCCUCUCGAGUUACUCUCCCCCGAACUCCCAUUUCCGAAGCUCUCGGUUGCUAAUUUGGCGUGAACGCCCCCUACUGGCAAGAUCCCGCCAUUCUCCCCAGUUAUUGCGGCUCUCCCCAUUGCCAAAAUCACACCGAGUUUGCUAAAUACGGAAAAAAUGUUUUCUUUAAUUUGUUAUGCUGUUCGGAUGGCCAGAAGGUGAAAAGGAAGAAUAUUAUUAUACCUACAACCUACAGGAAACCCUCCGUGGAUGAUGACUUCCAGGCUGCGGGUUCAUUCCGUAAUUGCUCCGACUAACAAUGCCCUCGACGGCAGACCGAAUUAAAAUGCAUACCCAGCAGAGCUGUAAUUUUUUAGUUCUGAUUAACCAAUUCUGUCUCCUUGAAUGUAAAUAACCUCUCUUCCUACUUUGAGAUUUUGCUAUUUAGGAUUUACUCAAUACAAAUUUUAAACUAGAUUAAAAAACAUCUUUUCAAAUUUAUUUCAAAGAUAAAUGCCUCCUACAAAUCUUGUCAUUAGAUACUACUGGGUAGAUCCAUGUAUGCCUGAGGCAUUAUCAGUGAUGUGUGGGGGCUGGUAGUUUUUUUUUUUUUCUUUCUUCUAUUUGGUAUUCUCUUCUUCUUCUUCUGUUUGAGUAAAUGGUGGUGGGUGGAUUUGCAGACAGCAGCUCUUUCCUCCCCCAGGGCUGGAUGCAGAGGUGACUUUUCUCUCUACAGAACCCCCCCCCCCCUUUUAAAAAGAUUUUAUUUAUUUAUUUGAAAGAG